GUCUACAUCUCAGGACCUUCACCUUCUGUCCCCCAUCUCUCAUUAUCUUGCCCCCCCUGCUUGCUUUUUCAAAUGUCUCUCUUCCAUGAAAACACGAACAUUGGCCCGACGGACUCUCUGGUGCAUCUUUGUCACAGCGGUCCUAUGUGCGAUUGUCAUUUCGAUUUUUUUGAUUUAUCGCAAAGAAGAUAGUGCGCGCUCGGUAUUAGAAGUUGGACCGCAGGGCAGAUCCCAUCCGAGGGAUUAUAUCCGCGUGGUCAGGAGUGUGGCCAGUGUUGAUUUCGAGGAUAGGAACUUUCGAGUCCACUUUGAGUUCACGCCUCAUGAGAUCUUGGCAGGGGACGACGACAUUCUUUCCUCGGGGAUUGUAAUAUCGUUGUUUUAUGCGACGCUGUCCUUAUCCCACGGACUCCUUCGCAGCUGCCAAGGACGAAACUUUAAUGGAGUUGUAGAGUUGGAAUUAUGAGCUAGAAGAGGACCUGUAUCGGGGUUGGAAGUAUUGGAGAGGAUCAACCAUACCUCAUACCCUACAAUAGACCGACCAUAACUUCCGACGUGUCGAACGAAAGGCAUGUCCCAUUACAAGUGCAGGACAGCAGGGGCAAUAGCA
This is a messenger RNA of Gamsiella multidivaricata, 610 nucleotides long. RefSeq lists its product as uncharacterized. Lineage: Eukaryota; Fungi; Mortierellomycota; Mortierellomycetes; Mortierellales; Mortierellaceae. The record is from RefSeq and is a predicted model, not a curated record. Bases 86 to 466 code for a protein of 126 amino acids. The transcript has a single exon.